Lecanosticta acicola is the source of this 668-nucleotide messenger RNA. NCBI's taxonomy places the organism in Eukaryota, Fungi, Ascomycota, Dothideomycetes, Mycosphaerellales, Mycosphaerellaceae. The record is from the annotation of a GenBank genome assembly.
AUGAAGUACUCCACCAUCGCCACCAUGGUCCUCGGACUUGCCGCCAGCGGCGCCGUUGCCAGCCCAGUCGUAAGCCUCCAGCAAAGCUCUUUCACCAAGAAGUCAACCUCAAUUAACCCCCGCAGCAGCAAGCCGACGGCAUCGUCGCUCGUGCCGACCAGGACAAGCAGGCCGACCAAGCCGACCAAGCCAAGGCCGGCAAGCAAGAGUACGGAGACUACGGAUCUGAGGAGCAGUACCCCCAGCAGCUGGACCGCGAGUACUACAACCGCGGCCAGUACUCCUCCGGCCAAUCCCAGUACACCAACAACCGUGGCUCGUACUCCUCCGGCCGCGCACAGGGCCAGUACUACCCCCAGAGCCAGUACGGCAACCGUGGCCAGUACUACCCCGAGGAGUACGGCCGCCAGGGCCAGUACUACCCCCAGAGCGAGUACGGUAGCUACUAUCCCGAGGAGUACGGCAACGCGUACCAGCACGCCAAGCGUGGCGCCCAGUCCGGUAGCUACUACCCCUACAGCUAUGACUACCCCGAGAGCAACAAUUACUACAGCCAGCGCUACCCUAGCUACAACGGCCAGCGCUACCCUAACUACUACCUCCAGUACGACUACUACGGCAGUUACUACCCCGAGAGCAGCUACUACAACAAGAAGCACCAGCAGUAG